Fukomys damarensis (Damara mole-rat) is the source of this 1016-nucleotide messenger RNA. RefSeq names its product olfactory receptor 4P4. Gene Ontology annotation, biological process: G protein-coupled receptor signaling pathway. The record is from RefSeq and is a predicted model, not a curated record. The transcript has a single exon. Gene Ontology annotation, molecular function: G protein-coupled receptor activity; olfactory receptor activity. Gene Ontology annotation, cellular component: membrane. Bases 9 to 1016 code for a protein of 335 amino acids. NCBI's taxonomy places the organism in Eukaryota, Metazoa, Chordata, Mammalia, Rodentia, Bathyergidae.
AUCUUUAUAUGACUGUGCUCCUAUUACAAAUGCUAUCUAUGUUCAUUUUUCCUCAGAUAAUUAUUUGUGCAUUCAUACCAUAUAUGGAAAGUCAGAGAAACAUCUCAGAAUUCAUUCUCCUGGGUCUUUCUUCUGACCAGAAAGUACAGAUAUUUUGCUUCAUCUUCUUCCUGUUUUGUUACCUUGCCAUCUUGGUGGGAAAUCUUCUGGUCUUUAUCUCCAUCCGAUGCAGUUAUCUUUUUAAUCAACCAAUGUACUAUUUUCUCAGUCACUUGUCUUCCACGGACAUCUGGUAUACCUCCUGUGUGACACCCAAAUUGAUUGGUGAUCUAGUGCAAAGAAAGUCCAUCUCCUACAGGAACUACAUGUCACAGAUCUUGGCCAUGCACUUCUUUGGAAUAACUGAAGUCUUCAUCCUCACAGUCAUGGCCUUGGAUCGCUGUGUGGCAAUCUGCAGACCUCUCCACUACAUGAUUAUCAUGAACAGAGCUAGAUGCAGCCUCCUGAUUGUGUCUGCCUGGGCUUGUGGGGCUGCCCAUUCCCUUUCCCAAUUUUCUGUGAUAACCAGGCUGCCCUUCUGCGGCCCCAAUGAAAUUGACCAUUACUAUUGUGACAUUUUUCCUUUGCUGAAAGUUGCCUGUACUAAUACCUAUGUCACUGGUGUACUCAUAGUUGCCAAUUCUGGAAUGGUUGCCUUAGUAACCUUUGUUCUCUUGGUUGGGUCUUACAUCAUCAUACUGUUCACAUUAAGAAAUCACUCAGCAGAGGGAAGACGCAAAGCCCUGUCCACCUGUGGGUCUCACAUCACUGUUGUGAUCUUAUUUUUUGGACCUUCCAUCUUUGCUUACCUGAGACCCCCUACCACUUUCCCUGAAGACAAAAUCUUUGCUCUAUUUUACACCAUCAUUGCGCCCAUGUUCAACCCCUUAAUCUACACCCUGAGAAAUUCAGAGAUGAAAAACGCUCUGAGAAAAUUUUGGUGUCAAAAGACAUUUUUAGAUGAAAGACAAAACUGA